Molecule: messenger RNA, 2248 nt
Organism: Oldenlandia corymbosa var. corymbosa
Lineage: Eukaryota; Viridiplantae; Streptophyta; Magnoliopsida; Gentianales; Rubiaceae
Source: the annotation of a GenBank genome assembly
GAAAAAGUGUGUUAAAAUUCACGUAAUUUCCAUUCGGGUGAAUGAAAAAGAAAAUUUGAAAGAUGACUAUAUAUUUCGAUUUACGCAUCCUGUAUGUUUAUACCGGAUACUAUUCACGUUAUUUUAGCCCCCCACUUCCCACUCUCUCUUCCCAAUUCGCCUUCGAAACCAACACACAGUCACACAGUAGCUUCAAAAUCGCCAUUACUCCUUUUCCAUGUUCCACAAAAAACUAGACUGAUCCUAAACGAAGCCCCAAAAGAAAAAAAACAGAGUGACAUGGGCCCGCAAGAACCCAGCAUUACCAGCAGCAACGACAGCAGCUCUUCAUCAUGUUCGGCGUCCAGAACGCCGCCGGACCAGAUCGACCAACUCCUCGCCGGGGCUGGAUACGUAGUCCGUUCGUCGGAGCUCAGCCAGGUGGCUCACCGUCUGGAGCACCUGGAAACCGUGAUGGGGGAGCAGGACCUGAUGGGUUUCCCUCAACAUCUAGCCAACGGCGUCGUUUAUUACAACCCGUCUGACCUCUCUUCUUGGGUCGACACUUUAUUGACAGAGCUGAAUUGCCAGCAACCCAACUCAACGUUGGCUGUCCAGAUUCCGGUGGACUCCGGUGUGGGUUCAGCCGGCUGGAGUACUGAAACUCCGCCUCCGCCGCCGCCGCAACCGGAGGUAUUGUCCCAUGUUUUGCAUGCAUUGGACCAAGAGGAUUCCAGCAUUCACCUUGUUCACGUUUUGCUUACUUGUGCGGAAUCUGUUCAAUCCGGGAACUUCUCGUUAGCCGGGAAUUUGAUUGAGGAGCUCCGGGUUCUGCUGACCCGAGUAAACACUUUAUCCGGCAUCGGAAAAGUGGCCGGGUAUUUCAUCGACGCGCUGAGCCGGCGGAUAUACAUGGCCCAAGGACUCAGCUCCAUGGAUUCCGCCGUUGAGAAUGAGAUCUUUUAUCACUGUUUCUACGAAGCGGCGCCGUAUUUGAAAUUCGCCCAUUUCACGGCGAAUCAAGCCAUACUGGAAGCUUUCCAGGGCCACGAUUCCGUCCACGUCAUCGAUUUCAAUCUUAUGCAGGGAUUACAGUGGCCGGCGUUAAUCCAGGCGUUGGCGCUCCGCCCUGGUGGGCCACCACUGCUGCGGAUUACGGGGAUUGGCCCACCAUCGCCGGAUGGACGUGAUUCUCUACGAGAAAUCGGAUUGAAGCUAGCUGGACUGGCUCGCUCGGUAAAUGUUAAGUUCGCCUUCCGAGGCGUGGCGGCUUCCCGGCUUGAUGACAUCAAGCCGUGGAUGCUCGAAGCCAGCCCGAACGAAGCCAUUGCUGUAAACUCAAUCUUCCAGUUUCAUAAAUUACUCGGCCCGGAUUCGCUUCACGGCUCAUCCAUCGAAUCGGUUCUGUCUUGGAUUCGGAGUUUGAACCCGAAAAUCAUUACUGUCGUCGAACAAGAAGCGAACCACAACAAAGCCGAGUUUCUCGACCGGUUUACAGAAGCGCUGUACUAUUACUCAACAAUGUUCGACUCGCUCGACGCUUGUGCAACCCAGCCGGAGAAAGCCUUAGCCGAGAUGUACUUGCAGAGAGAGAUAUGUAACGUGGUUUGUUGUGAAGGUUCAGCUCGGGUCGAAAGACACGAGCCGCUUGCAAAAUGGAGAACCCGGCUUACUGGAGCCGGGUUUAAGCCGUUGCACUUGGGAUCUAAUGCAUUUAAGCAGGCCAGUAUGCUGUUAACGUUGUUCUCAGCUGAAGGGUAUUGCGUCGAGGAAAAUGAAGGGUGUUUAACUCUAGGCUGGCAUAACCGGCAGCUCAUUGCAGCUUCGGCUUGGCAACCGGUACCAGCUGAGCCGGUACCCGCAAUUUAGUAUUAAUUUAGAAUAAAUUUUGUACUGCUGCAGUUAAAUAAUAUUUGCUAGAAAUGAUCAUUUUGGAUAAUGCUUUUAGAGCUGUAAUUUCAUCUGAAAAUAUUGAACUUCUAGUGAUACACAUUAGGCCAUCUUCACGUUAAGACACAUUGGAGAAGCUUUUACAACGUUGUUGAGGUGCCUUUAGGAAUUAGGAUUAUUCUUUUUUAUGCCGAGGAUUUUGGUUUUGCUGUUGUCUUGUUACUUGAUGAUAACACCAAACAAACAUAUGUAACGGCUUGAACAGCUAUAAAAUAAACGUGAAGGAUUGAAAUCUGAGUGGCAAGCCUACCCUAUAAACGUACGUUUAUUAGCAUGUACUUCGUGACCCAAAUUCAAAAAAAUAUAUGAAGUAGGGCUA